Messenger RNA from Paramacrobiotus metropolitanus, 4779 nucleotides. RefSeq names its product LIM and calponin homology domains-containing protein 1-like. The transcript is spliced from 18 exons. The coding region runs from base 358 to 4464 and encodes 1368 amino acids. Gene Ontology annotation, cellular component: stress fiber. NCBI's taxonomy places the organism in Eukaryota, Metazoa, Tardigrada, Eutardigrada, Parachela, Macrobiotidae. The record is from RefSeq and is a predicted model, not a curated record. Gene Ontology annotation, biological process: regulation of focal adhesion assembly; positive regulation of stress fiber assembly. Gene Ontology annotation, molecular function: myosin II head/neck binding.
GACCGGUAUGCGAACUCUUUAGCUGCUCGAACAAAUUCCAACUACGACAAGUAUGCCUGAUGUAUUUAUCUAUCAAUACAUACGGAUACGAUAUGCACAUAUGAAUUUGCAUUGUUUCCAGUUUUGCUCUCUCUGCAGCCAUUCUGCUCCAUUGUUGUAAAGCGGAAUAUUGCUGGCCAACUACCUUUACAGUUCACUUUACCAGGCAUCAUAUGCAGAGCGACCACUGACUUGGUUCUGGAGCCGUAUAAUGCGGACAUGGAUGAAUAAACUAGCGGAGAUGGGUCACUAACUACGAGUGGAUAUCUCAAUAACGAGCGCUUGUUGAUAAUUACUCUAUUUGAAAUCGCAUAUUCGAUGGACUUCAUGGAAUUGACGAAGGAUCCCCAGUUCGUGCCGUUGCACGAAGAGGAACUGGAAUUUUUCGUUGACCUGGCUGUGAAUGAGUCGCAGCGGUGGAUUGAGGCCGUGACAAGAAAUAAAUUUCGGUCUCCUGACUUCCUGGAAUCCUUAGAGGAUGGUGCUCUUCUGUGCGAGUUGUUGGAGACGAUUUGGCCGUGUUAUCUUCGGCUGGACGACGGAAGUGACGUCUUAUACACCAGAUUAUAUGGGCAGUACAACCUCGAGGCCUUUCGAGCGGCUGCAGAAAAGAUUGGAAUUGAUCGCGACUCAAUUUUUUUGCCUAUACAUAUCCACGCACCGGAACGAUACAUCUGCUCCGCUGAUGCGCAAGAUGCCAUUCAAGAAGCACUAAUCAGAGUAACCGUAACCAUUUACCUUCUCGGCUGGCGUGCUAAAGAGACACCCACCUAUACCGGACCACAACUUGAUCUCUCGGCCUUUACACAGCUCUAUCAGCAUUAUUUAUAUCGACUGCACAACAACGCGGACACUUUAUGCAAUCAGGUUAAUAAAACCUUUGAGGAAACCACAGCGGCACAUACGGAUGAAAAUAGAGCACCGGCACAUGAUGAGCGGUCGCUUGGUAGUCAAGGAGUAAGCGAGGAUAUGCCGGGACAGUCGACGCUUGAUCGUCGCAAUGAGAUGGAUGAUCCGCUGCAUUUGGAUUCAACGAAAAAUAUGCAUGACACGGAAUUAUAUCGGAGAUAUUACGCUGAUAGUGUAGGAUCGUGUGAUAGUGCGUGUGGCUCAUCCUCGCCGUCCAUGGCCGAACCGAUUCGAGGACUUCGGGAUAUGAACCAGAAUUCUGAUGAGCUCCUGACCGGUGGUGCUACACGCUUGCCCAAGCAGCAUUCAGCGCCGUGUUGUAUCAAUGAUCCAUUACAGUUCGUCAAGAUAAAGCAUCCCAGUGGACACACAGCGGUCUCUGUCAUUGACAGCUACAUGGAAGUGGAUAAAAUGAAGCAACGAUUAAAGGAAGACGAAGCCGAAUGGCAGCUGAAUCUGGACAGCUGGAAAAGUAAGCGGAAGAGCAAUCUGCUUAGCCAUGAUAGUGAUGACAAUAGUGAACCAAAGGAGAACAACAAGCGCGAUGUGAAGACGUUCCCCGAGAUGAUUGAGCGCCUGAAACGGCAGGGUGGGAUCCUGGCUAGUUACUUGGAUGAUUCGAUCAAUGAAGAUUUAUCCGUUUCGCUUCACGACAAGCAAAAUAUGCCGCCAUCCGAUGAGCAGUUCACAUCGCAUAUCAGCGAUAACAGUGAAAAAGACUCCUCUUCCGGCAUCAGUUCACCUCGGUCUUCGCGAUCGCUGACCAGCACGUCCCCUCCGCCAUCGUUGGCCGUUAAACAACUGGUGUCCAGCUUAAACGCCGCCAGUGCAUAUCAAUCUUCUAGCCCAGCCAAACUAUCUGCUCAGCCGGAAACUGUUACGGAAUUAACCUCGAAACGGGUAGUUUAUCUUAAACCUGUUGACGCCGCCAACAGUCAAGCGCCCGGAAUAGGUUUGAAGAGCAUAAAUAAUGUUAUGGAUCAAGAUAAAUCGUCACAGCUGGAUAAUUCACCAAAAAACCCAAAUAUCGAAACGACAUAUAAACCAUUUGGUGAGAAACUGGCCAUGUUUCGCAGUGCGCAGGUUGAAGACACUCCACUGCAAAUUGAUCCCGAAAAAUGCAGUUAUAAAGAACUGGUCAAGCCGGAGCUAUCGUUGAAAGACAAGUUGUCAGUGUUUGAACGACCACUUGAUGGUCAGGCUGCCAGUACAAGAAUAGGUGCACAGCCACAAGCUGUCAAAGUGAAAACCAUGCGCAAUGUCUUCGAGACGGCAUCCGCUGUGCCACCGACCAUUGUAACCACGAGCGUUCCAUCACCACCGCCAAAACCCAUACCGUCAAGUGGCGGCGGCAGUGGCGGUUUGAGCCGCUUACUGUCCAAAGAUCUUCAGAAUAUUCAGCACCCGUCAAGCGUAUCUAGUGUACCGCCGCCGCCGGAAUUCGAUACCAGUUUACCGGAACAGUAUCUGCAGGAGAUCGAUGGAAUUCUGGGGCGAAAUGGAACUAGUGUUGUGAAGUCGCCGGAGAAUAUUGUGGAUGAUGGUGAAUUUCCGCCACCUCCGCUGCCGGCCAUCUCUCCGUCGUUGCCGGACCCGUCGAAUCCCGCGAAAGAGCAUGAGGGAGAAUUGGAAUUUCCUUCUCCACCACCACCUUUGGAACAGGAAACGGAACCUAAAACCAUCGACGGCAAUUCGGUUUCUGAGGAAGUUCCACUGCGCCGUAUGGAUUCUACUAGACGGAUCAAAAGCGAGAUUUCGAAACGUCGGUCCGACUUUUUUGGAAUCAAGAGCGACGCGAACGGCAUCGAUGUAUUUGAAACUGAAAAUGUCCGACCUAAGAGCGUACAUGAAAUGUUCCAAUCAAAGCCAGCGCCACCAGAUGAAAAUAUCUCUAAAACGGUCAAAUUUGUUUCUUCAAAUGUGACAUCUGAACCGAGUAGUCCUGGCCGCUGCAUUGAUACUGAAAGUACGCCGGUUUCUAUACCAAGCAACGAAGCUUUGAUUUCAAAAUCGUUAGCGAGUACCACCAAGAAAUCCAAAAAGAAGAAUAUGAAAGUCUGGUUAGAAAGGAACCAGUUGGUCAUGCAAACAACAUUAUCCACGGAAAAUAGUUUAAAAGAGCACAAUAUACCAAUAGAGUUGAUUCCUGAAACGCUUGUGCCCUCUGGAGCAAAACUCUCCGAUAAGGUCAUCAUACUUGAUAAAGUGGAAAAGGUGACGGAGGAAACGCGAAUUACAGGAAGUUUCGAGACUACCUCACGAGAAGAAAUGCGCUCUCUGGAUUACAUGACAGUUAGUGGUCGUGCACCGGUUCAGGCGGUUAUCCCCACACCGAUUCAUCAUCCCGAACCAGUUUUGAACGGUAUUAUCCCACUUCAUCAUUAUCGUGAUUACAGCGAUGGAGGUUAUUCAAGUGGACGGAGCGAUCCUGGUAAUGCGGUCAAACUGUCGAAGCCGAACGCUCCUUUGCGCAGUUACGCAGAGGUUGAAUCUAUCAGCCCGAGAAGUUCGGAAUUUCAUCCACCUCGACCGCCCCUCCCAUCCGAAUUCAAACCACCGCCGUUCGCUGGAUAUUUCGAAGAAAAUGUUCCGGCUGCGGGCUAUACACCACAGUACAUCCCGAAGGCUCCGUCCGUUUCACCGCCCGCCCGAAUGCAGCCAAAAGCUGAGGCUGUUCAACGGAGACCGGCUGUCAAUGGAAAUGUGCAGCAACACUGGGUUGUGCAGGAAGCCGAAAUGCGGAGGAUAUCAGAACAGGAGGCCAGGAUGCGACAGGCCGUCAAUCCGCAGCCGGUGCCGAUGCAGAUCCAUAGACCGCCUCCCGCGGCUCCGGUUACCCACAUCGAUGCCGCGCAUCCGAGAGUUCCCUUGCGAGAAGUGCCGACAAAUUAUCAGCGGCGCGUGGUGGAGUUAGGCGCUAAACACGAUGGUUCACAACAACAGUACGUCCAGCAGCUCCCCACGAGGACGUCGACUAUGAUCCCUGUGGCAGUGGAGUCUAAACGAAUGCCGCCCCGAUCUCAUCCUCAACCUAGUGUGGCGAUAGGUAUUAGCGCCACAGUGCCGCCGCGUUAUCCCGAAGUGCAUUAUCCAAAAAAUGGCAGCAUAUCGCCUCAGGCUGCCGGUUUGAUGCACAAGCAGCCAUCGCCAACUAAGCAGCAGUAUAUCAGUCAUCCCUUCUACCCUCCUUCAGUGGCUGGUUCGCAGCUAUCUUUAUCACAACCAAAAGAUAACUAUGUCCCCGGCAGCAGUCGGGAUUAUUCGGCAAAUAUCAACGCUGUCGGUGUUUCAUCAAAACGGCGAUGCGCACAUUGUGGCGAAGCAUUGGGUCGUGGAGCCGCAAUGAUUGUGGAAAAUUUGCAACUUUAUUAUCAUGUAGCCUGCUUUAAAUGCUACGUUUGUGGUCAAAUGCUGGGCAGUGGUCGGGAAGGAACGGAUGUGCGUGUGCGCAACACGAAAUUGCACUGUGCACUGUGCUACAGUGACGAAGAAGGUUUACAGUUGAGUCAGUUAUGAUGUGUUGAUGGCGUCAAUCUCCGAUCCUGAAUGCCGUUUCGUGCACGGUGCCUAGCUAAAUUUUAUUUUUUGUAUCAUAUAUCCAGUUUAAAGUUUUAUGCCAAAAUGGUGAAGCAUGUUGCUGUAGUGUGCAUAAAAUGGGGGCAGUAUCGUGGCCACAGUGGAUGGCUUCUUUUUAAAACUUCGUUCUGCCUAAAAUUUGUUGUGAUCUUUUUCUUGCUGUACUGCGAACAUGCGCUUUUGUAUGAUAAUUUCUUGACAUUUGCUUCUAAAAUUGUACAACAAUGCAAAGUGAAGGAACAAAAAUCAGAAUUG